UGGAUAUCAGACAGCUUCCUGUCAGUUAGACAGCUAGAGGAAUACAUGCUUCAGUUGCAUUGUGUUUGUGAUCCAUAAUGUACUCUGAUGUUUUACUCUUCUUUCUUCUAGUGGGAAUCUCAAAGGAAAAAGUUAAUGCAAAUCUACAAUAUGGGUGCCAGACUGAGUUUACUGAUACAUAUGCAUACAAAAAUUUUCAUCCAGUAGAUGAAAUAGCUACAUAUGCUAAUAAUGCUAUGAUUAUAAAUUUUUCUGUGAGAGCAUCAAGUGAUGCCCAUAUCCUUCUUUCUCCAACAUCAUCACUCACAUUUACUACUCCUGUAUAUGAGAUUGUUCUUGGAGCUGGACAGAACUCAUUUUCUGUAAUACGUGGAAAACAACGACGGAGGACGAUGAAUCACACAAGAACGCCAUCUAUUUUGUCUGCUACAGAAGAACGUGGCUUCUGGAUUCGUUUAACGAAUAGUCUAAUAGAAAUUGGAAAAGGAGGUGGAGAUGAAAGAAUUUUGUAUGCUGCAGAUCCUCUUCCUUUACAUGUUCAAUAUGUGUGCUUCAGUACAUGGUAUCAAGUUACUGGAAAGUGGAUAUAUGGCUGUCCUACCAACAGAGGAUAUCAACAAGAAGAAGAACAAUUGACUGUAACACAGAAACUGCGUAAGGACAUGUUGACAUAUUAUGAUCCAUAUUCACGACCCACUGUCACUGAAGAUCAAAUCACAACAGUAUACAUUGAUUUACAGUGUUUAAAUGUGAAACUGGAUGAGAAGAAAUCCAUAUUCACUGUGAAUGGGGUCAUGCGAAUGAAAUGGAAUGAUGAGAAAAUGAGGUGGAAUCCACUAGCGUACAACAAUGUUUCACUUCUGUAUUUCACAAAUCGAGAAAUAUGGCAACCAGAUAUUAUUCUUGUCAAUUCUGCUGGUCAUGGUUCAGGUCAAUUUGGAGAAACUCGAGUACUCGCAAAAUCAGAUGGUUCUGUAUCCUGGUUGUCUCCAGUUCAUUUAGAGUCUUGGUGCUCAUCAGAUCUGAAUAACUGGCCAAAAGAUCAACACACCUGUGAACUUACACUAACCUUUGCCUCUAAAAGUCAGUUGCUUCAGAUGAUGACUGACAAUAGUACAAUGGGUACUGAUCAGAGCACUGGGUCAGAGUGGAACAUAAUUUCACACACAGUUGAAUCUGCAUUGGUCUCCGUUCCUGGUUCAACUGAUCCAUUAUCUGGCAUCGUUAUUCAAAUUACAAUCAAACGAGAUAAUGAAUCAUACAAAACACUGUUUGUUGGGCCGUUCAUUGCUUGCAUUUUGAUGACAUUGGUGUCAUUUUGGCUUCCACCUGAUGGCCAAUACAGAAUUCUUUGUUCUUGUUGUGGUAUGAUCAUACUGUCAAAAUUUAUAAUUGAGUUUGGGAAUCUGUUGCCAACUCCAGCUUACAAUGUACCACCUAUUUUGUUUGCAUAUUGCUCAGGAUUAAUAGCAAUGGCUCUUUCGCUUUUUAUUUCCACUCUUGUCAUCUGCCUCACACGUUAUAAGUUUAGAUGUGCUCUGCCAAGGAAGGUGUGUUAUAUUCUGUCGAAUAAGUACUUGCACAGAAUUCUGUUCCUGCCACCAAUAAUGAAUACAGAAGACUACUCUUACGCAACUCUUGAUGAGUUAGGGUCAAACAACAAAGAAACUUCUCCAGAAGAAACAAAAAAUACAGAACAAAUUCAGCAAUACUGGACAAUCUUAGCCAUUGUAAUUGACCGUAUUUCCUGUUUUACCUAUGCUGUGUAUUUAAGCAUUUUACUUGCAACAAACAGUCCAUAGUACAUGUGUGUUUAUUUUGACAAGCAUGUCAUUAAGUGAUUCAAAUCUGUAGUGAAAUAUCAUUGACAUCUUAUUUUAUGAUGAUCCAGACAUGGCAUGUUAUAAAAAAGAUAACACAUAAUAUGACAACCAUAAUAUGUGUAAUGUUCUAAAUUAGAAAUUACUACUGAAGUAUGUAGAGUGGCAAAUAGAAAAAGUUAUUGUUUGUCCAGCAUGACACACACACACAAACACAACACACACACACACACACACACACACACGCCACUGAACUACGGAACACAAGAUUACAUUGGAAUAGAAAUUAAAAAGGAACAUGACAGAAAAGAUUAAAAAUCCUGAAAUCAGAAACACCUUAUACAUGACAUGUAAGUAUAAAUGGAAGGGGCAAGUAGAUGUAAUUGUAAAGCAAAAAAUUAAAUACAAAGAAAUUGGAAAA
Messenger RNA from Schistocerca cancellata (South American locust), 2241 nucleotides. Its product is annotated as acetylcholine receptor subunit beta-like 2. Gene Ontology annotation, cellular component: membrane; neuron projection; synapse. Lineage: Eukaryota; Metazoa; Arthropoda; Insecta; Orthoptera; Acrididae. Gene Ontology annotation, biological process: chemical synaptic transmission; regulation of membrane potential; signal transduction. The coding region runs from base 78 to 1802 and encodes 574 amino acids. The transcript has 10 exons. Gene Ontology annotation, molecular function: extracellular ligand-gated monoatomic ion channel activity; transmembrane signaling receptor activity; neurotransmitter receptor activity. The record is from RefSeq and is a predicted model, not a curated record.